Molecule: messenger RNA, 2057 nt
Organism: Bufo bufo (common toad)
Lineage: Eukaryota; Metazoa; Chordata; Amphibia; Anura; Bufonidae
Gene: GDF6
Product: growth differentiation factor 6
Exons: 2
Coding region: 1-1188 (395 amino acids)
Biological process (GO): BMP signaling pathway; SMAD protein signal transduction
Cellular component (GO): extracellular region
Molecular function (GO): cytokine activity; growth factor activity
Source: RefSeq, a predicted model, not a curated record
AUGGAUUCACACAGGAGCUCUCUGCCCGCCGCGCUCCUGCUCUGCUUCGUUCUCUGGGAGAUACCCUGUGCCCAGCAGGCGUCCAUCCCUGCCAACCAGCAAGACAGGGUCCUGAGGAGACAGCACAGGGAGGGCAGGGCAUCCUCCGCGGCCCCCCGGGAGCAGCCCCUGGCAGUGCCAGUCGUGCCCCACGAAUACAUGCUGUCCAUUUACAAAACUUUCUCUACAGCUGAAAAACUUGGGAUCAAUGCCAGCUUCUUCCAGUCCUCCAAGUCUGCCAACACCAUCACCGGCUUCGUGGACAGAUACUGGGACGAUCUGGCUCACUCUCCUUCUAGAAGACAGAGGUAUUUGUUUGAUGUGUCCACCCUGUCUGACAAAGAAGAGCUGGUGGGAGCUGAGCUAAGGAUCUUUAGGAAUUCUCCUAUGGAGUUAUUGAAAGCCCCUUCAGGGCUAUACCACCUGCAGGUAUUAUCCUGUCCAUCCCAAACCCUACUGGAUUCCAGGACUCUGGAUCUGAGGGACACUACAGUGCUAGGAUGGGAGGUUUUUGAUGUAUGGAGAAGCCUGAACAGUGGCAGUAAGCCAAGAAAGCAAGUUUGCUUGGAGUUAAGAGCCACCUCAGCCACCUCUGGUUUGGAAGUGAGUCUAAGAAGUCUAGGAUUGUCCAGGAAACCCAAAUCUCAACAGGAGAAGGCUCUACUAGUGGCUUUUACUAUAUCCAAGAGGAAGAACCUCUACAAUGAGUUGAAGGAACAGGUUCACUCAGCUAAAGGGUUGGAGAAAGAAGCCAGGUCUCAAUUUAAAACUAAGAGAAAGAGAAGGACAACAUUUAAUAGUCGGCAUGGCAAAAGGCAUGGAAGGAAAUCACGUCUAAGGUGCAGCAAAAAGCCACUUCAUGUAAACUUUAAGGAGCUAGGAUGGGAUGACUGGAUCAUUGCUCCCUUAGAAUAUGAAGCCUAUCAUUGUGAGGGAGUAUGUGACUUUCCUCUGAGGUCUCAUCUAGAGCCAACCAAUCAUGCCAUUAUCCAGACCUUGAUGAACUCUAUGGAUCCAGGGUCUACUCCACCAAGCUGUUGUGUCCCUACAAAAUUGACUCCUAUCAGUAUUUUGUACAUUGAUGCAGGUAAUAAUGUGGUAUACAAACAGUAUGAAGACAUGGUUGUAGAGUCUUGUGGCUGCAGGUAGCAGUUGCUUUGGAUGUUCUCAGCAUCAUCAUAGCUGAUAUGAAGGGAGAUAAAGACAACUGAUGGACAAGAAAGGGCUGGCCCAGGAAGGAGGUCUUUCUAUACAACUUCCAUAAGUGAAGGGAUUGUGGUUUCAAGUGUCUGGUGCACCCUUUAUUCUUGCAACAUGCCAACCUGGCACAGAUCAGUGGUGACUUUGUGUGGACAAGUUAUAAGCAAAGUCAAACCAAUGUGCCAACUGGGUUAACCAAUAAAAACUACAUUUGUCUUAUGGUAGGUCAUAUCUUUAGAGUUCCAAUGAAAAGAUUGCCAUAUAAGCUGACACUCAACAAUUGAAUGGUUUGGACAGAGGAGGCAUCUUGGCAGCAUCAGACAGAAGAGAAUUUGGCCAGUGCACAUAAGUAUAAUUUGUCUGGUUUAGAGCUCAUAUUCAGAUUUAUGUAAGUACAAUGUUCCAGACCUGGUCAUGAGGACUGCACAAGAGGAGGAGGUGGAGGAAGGGUGUAUUAUGGUGGCACUUUGUUAACCCCCUUCCCCCUCCCUUCUUCUUCAAAUCUGAUGGAACUAGGGCCAUCCAGACCCAGUGGAGGGGGAGUCACGUCUGGAUAGCAGAGGAUUAUGUUGCUGUUGAUUUUUGGAGUGUACACAAGUUGCUGUGACAGGCACCUGUUCAAACUGAGUCCAUUUAAGAUUACAGGAAAGCAAUAGUCUGUUCUUUUCAUGGGCUGGCAUGCGAAGAGUAAUAGAAGUAGGGGACCCAUAAAGUUUUUUUUUUCUUUAAUUUUAACUACCUGUCUUAUCACCUAGAGCUAUCUAAGGAUCUGAAUUGCUCCAAUAACAUUGCACAAUAAAAACACCUAAAGGAAAAAA